Messenger RNA from Alosa alosa (allis shad), 2492 nucleotides. Its product is annotated as KIAA1328 ortholog. The coding region runs from base 74 to 1876 and encodes 600 amino acids. Lineage: Eukaryota; Metazoa; Chordata; Actinopteri; Clupeiformes; Clupeidae. The transcript is spliced from 10 exons. The record is from RefSeq and is a predicted model, not a curated record.
CUUGGAAGUGGCGGUUGUUUCAACAUGGCGAUUGCCGCAGAGGAACGAAACAAAUCUGGGAUUUUCUGGAUGAAUGACACUCAUUUCAGGCAUAUUUGUUCAAGAGAGUAGAUUGUUGGCGUCCUUAACGUUCACAGCAUCAGACGACGAUCAACCAAUGGUAUUCGUCCCAGGAGUGAGCAGGAAACUUGGCCUAAGUCGAGGACCAGGGGUUACUGGAGAGGGGAAGGGCAGAGUACAGACAGUCCAUAAGAAAGUAAACCCGAGGGGGCCAAGCCAGCAAUCGUCCCACUCUGUCCCGUCUUCUGAGGGGAAGUCCUCAACAAGGACGACCCCCUCUACCAGACCUGCUCUAGCUGAAGCCAGGUCUUCAGCUCCAACCCACAAACCCUCUGAGAAUCCAUCUAGCUCACUAGAAGCGGGCCAUGCUAACACCAAGCCCUCACUGAAGGACCUCUGCCCAGAAGACAAGCGGCGCAUUGCCAACCUCAUCCAGGAGCUGGCCAGAGUGAGUGAGGAGAAGGAGGAGUCAGUCCAGAAGUUGAGAGAUGAACAGGAGACGUUUGAGAGGAAAAUCCUGGAACUGGAGCAGCAGAACCAGUUCAUCGUGCAGGAAAGAGAAAGCCUGAAGCAGCAGUACAGGGAGUGUCAGGAGCUGCUGUCUCUCUACCAGCAGUACCUCUCACAGCAGCAGGACAAGCUCAACCAGUCCAUCGCCGAGCUCAACCAGGCUCGCUCCCACACCAAGGCCUCCAGAAGUGAAAGGUCAAGCCAUCGGUCUCGCUCCGUGAAGCCCGGGAUGCAGGACGGCUCCUAUCUGGACCUCCCGUCCCCCCGGGAAACGCCCUGUCACAGCGCCACCGCUCCCGUGGCCCGCGCCCGUUCCCUAUUGGCCAAUCACGGCCGAGCCCCGGCCACACCAACUCCCGCCCCUCUCUCCUCCACUGACUCUUCCUCCGUGAGCGACUCCAAGAACAGGUCGGCCGUUCGGCCCAGGAGAGACCACUGCGCCUGCCCCCACCCCCACCCCCACCCCCAGGGGCGCGAGAGCGGGGCAGAGGAAGGGGAGCGGCGGGGAGGGCAGGUGGCAGCAGCAUCAGCAGCGCCCCCUCCUGGCUGGGAGGACUGGGAGGAGCGUCGGCGGCGCCUGGUGGAGCAGAAGAGACAGCUGGAGCAGGAGAGGGAGCGGCUGCAGCAGAGACUGGCCCUGCAGGAGGAGCGGCUGAGCCAGCAAAUCCAGGAGACACGCCUGCUGAGUGACGGGCUCCAGGACACAGACGCUGCUGGGUUGGAGAAGCCUCUUCCCAAUGGCAGCCUCCUGGUCCAGCAGCCGCUGGUCAAUGGCUGUGGGGGACACAGUGAGGAUGGGGGGAACAUGUCCCGUCUAGUAGGCCCUGCUGAUGUUCCAAACAUUGAAGUUCUUCUAUGUAAGGAUCCAAACUCAGCACCUCCCAAACACUUGACCUUACAAGAGCCCCCACCCCUGACCAAAAAGGACAUGGCCACCUCUCCUGCUGCCCCCUUCAUGCCCCCCGCAGUCCCCGUCAUGCCCCCCUGCCUCCCUCGCACCCCGCACCACCCUCGCCGUGCCAGCCCCAACUCGUCCUUGAUGGAGCUGCUGGAGAUCUUCAGCCCUGUCUCCCUGGCGGAGUGUCCGGGCCACACCAGCGCGCCCCCACCAGCGCGCUCCGGCCCCCCCACCACGGCCUCCUCUCCCCAGCCUCGCGCUCCUGCCUGCCCCCCCACCACGGCCUCCUCUCCCCAGCCUCGCGCUCCUGCCUGCCCCCCCAGGACCCAGAGGAGAGCCAGAUACUGGAGGACAUCUUUUUCAUCUGCUGAGCAUCGUUCUGUGCACACAUGCAAAUACAUGACCUGAGAGUGCACACACACACACACACACACACACACACACACACACACACUUGUGACUGUAACUGAAGGCCCAGUCAGUGUAAGCAGUGUGUCUUUUGAUCACCACUGUAAUGCUUUACAAGAAGCCUCAGUGAAUAAAUUUAACUUGAGCUGGAAGAGGCAGGCUUUGCUUUUAGUGCCUGAGAGGUGAACCACAUAAGAAACAGAGGAAGUUAAUGAAAAACAAGGGAAAGAAAGUGAGAGGGAAGACAGACUGGGAUACCGAUGGUUAUAUUGCCUUGCCACAUAGUGUUGAAUUGGGACAGGCUAGUACUGUAUGUGCAUAUGUUUGUGUGUGGGUGAGAGUGUGAUGUACACAUCAGUUAGUUUGUUUGUUAUCAGUGAGGAGGAAUUAACAGUGAUGUUAGUAAAAGGAAAUUCUCUCUCAAACAUACAGACAACUGCCCCCCACCCCAACACACACCCAUACAAGUCACUUGUUGUCCUUAUUGACAUUCCAAAUGCCUUCUUGCAUAGUCUCAAUUACUCGUAACCAAAUCAUGAUGUGGUUGAUGCUUUAUUUUAAUAUCUUUUUUACUUGUGUGUUUUUAAUGUCAACAUAUUAAAAUGUAUUUAUAUAA